CCCCGUUUUUACCGUUCACUCGCGUGGACGUUGUUGAUAAUUUUUAUUUACUUAUUUAUUUUAUUGUCUUAACAAUGAGCUUGACUAGCAUUAAACAAAAAGAAUUGAAAGGCAAGAAAAAUGUGCUGCCCAAAUUGCGUACAAUUUUGGCCAAUCCAUACAAGCAACACUGUCCUGUGCUACCGGAUGACGAAGUAACAGAAUUUAAAAACGUAUUGAAGAAGGCAAUAAGCAAUAGUAGUUAUCCACUUAAAGCAUUUCCUACUCAGACACACAUUCAUCUUGGGCUGGAGAGCUCUCUACGCGCCAUAAAUGGACGACGCUUCUCAUGUGUCUUUGUUUCGCUCAGCGUAAGGCCCUCUCAUCUCAUUCGUUUAAUAGCAACCAGUGCUGAGGUCAAGGUUCCAACGGCUCCCAUUUAUGCUCAGCCCAAAUUGGAGGAGCUGACCCAAGAACUGUUUGGUGUGCGAGCACUUACGUUAGUGCUGCCGGUAGACUUGUAUUCUAUUAGUCCUGAGUUGGCGAAUUGGGUGAACGCUCGUAACAGACCCGUGAAACAGCUUGUUAAUCAGCCAAAAUCUGUCAUGAAGAAGACGCCAAAAAAGGCGCCAACAAUACAAGAGUCUAAGAAAGGUCCAAUUGAGCAACAAGUUGCUGCCCCAAUGGAACAAAAAGAGUGGAGCGGCGAUUACAUAUCCUGUUUGAAUGGAAAAGUCCUUAAUCUCGAUCAAGGCGAUGCGCAGGCCGAAACGCAACAAUUAGGAGAAGCACUUAGCAGUAUGGCUAUGAAAGCUAAAUCAAAAACUGAAGUUACUGAAAAUAUCGAAAGAACACAAACCAUCGAAGCAUUUCCAACAACUGAGCUGAUGCAGGUAGACACAGAUGAGGAUGAAUUUCUGGCAGCAAGUGAGUUGAGUGACUAUAAACCUGUUACCGUGCAUCAGAUUCGUCCAAAUCCAAACAAAAAACCCAAAAAGAAACGCAACAAAAAUAAAACAAAAAUCUUAUCUGUAAAUAAAUAAAACCAACUGAUAGUUGGCAACGCGGCUCAAUCAGCUGUUGAAUUU
Molecule: messenger RNA, 1067 nt
Organism: Drosophila innubila
Lineage: Eukaryota; Metazoa; Arthropoda; Insecta; Diptera; Drosophilidae
Exons: 2
Coding region: 75-1022 (315 amino acids)
Source: RefSeq, a predicted model, not a curated record